UCAAGAAACCGCGCCCGCGUCCCUUGUGAGUUGUGAUGGCCGGAAGGAGCCGCAACCGCCCCCACGUCCUCCAGCUGCGGGACCAGCCACCGCCGCUCCUCGGCCGGGCGCCUCCGCCGCCUCCGGCGGCGGCCUCUCUCCCGCCCCAUCACCCCGCCGCUUUGAUCGACGAUCUCCAUUUCCGCCGCCUCCCCCUCCCUGUUGUCAACCCCCCGCCCCGCGUCCUUGCCCUCGAGGACCACCUCGCCGCCCAACAUCGGGAGAUCCAGGCGCUCCUUCUCGACAACCAGCGCCUCGCCGCCACCCACGUCGCUCUCAAGCAGGAGCUAACCACCUGCCAGAACGAGCACCGCCGCGCCGACGCGGCCACGGCCAAGAUCAAGGCCGAGAAGGACGCCCAGCUCCGGGAGGUCUACGACCGGUCACUCAAGGCGGAGGCGGAGGUCCGGGCGAUCGAUGGGAUGCGGGCCGAGCUCGCGCAGGUGCGAACCGAGGUCCAGAAUCUGGGCUCGGAGAGGGACGAGCUCGUCGAGCGGCUGCAGGGGCUCAAUGGAGAGCUCGCGAGAGCCAACGCAGAGUUCGGCCAGGCCGCGGCGGUCCGGGCCGAGAUAGAGUUCAUGCACAAGGAAAUCCAGAAGGGAAGGGCUGCAGUUGAGUAUGAGAAAAAGAUACUUGCUGAUAACCUUGGACAAAGUCAGGCGAUGGAGAAAAAUAUGAUUUCAAUGGCUUGGGAGGUUGAAAAACUACGUGAUGAACUUGCCAAUGCAGAGAAGAGAGCACGAGCAGCUGCUGCAGCUGCUGUGGCUGCUAACCCUGGUCCAGGAUAUACUGGAGCUUGUGGAAAUUCCGAGAUGGCAUAUGGAGGAACUGCUUAUGCUGACAAUUAUAGCAUGCACCAGGUUCAGAGAGGUCUUGACAGUGGUUCUCAAUAUGGAUCAGUAGCUGUUUCUCAUGGUUCAUAUGACAUCCAGCAAACUCAUGCCCACAGAUAAAUGCCGACUCUAAGGAUUUUUUUUCCUUAAACAGUACUUAAGGUCACACCUUCAUGUUUGGGAUUUGGAUCUAAAUAUUUCACCAUUUCAUGAAACCCCUAGAUCUUGUUUGAGGUGUUACAAAUUUGGAAGAAUGUUACUGGCUAUUUUGAUGUUGGCAGGCCUUCUUUUAUUCUGUGUAUAGUCUCAUAAAGGUUUUUGUAUAAUUUGAACAAAUGGUAAUAUUUAUAUUUGAUUGCAGUCAUUUCCGUUUCAGA
Messenger RNA from Phoenix dactylifera (date palm), 1249 nucleotides. Its product is annotated as protein FLC EXPRESSOR-like. The record is from RefSeq and is a predicted model, not a curated record. Lineage: Eukaryota; Viridiplantae; Streptophyta; Magnoliopsida; Arecales; Arecaceae.